UUUUUUUAACUUCCGCCCCAUUUUCCCGCCUUCCUGCCAGUCUAGCAGCGCGCGGAUUCUCCUGACAUUGUCAAACCCUAAUCCAUUCCUCGACAGCGCGAAGGAGGAAGACAACCACCAUUGUUUUGUAUUGAAAGUAGGAUGAGGGGUGGAACGAUCCAGAUCAACUGGCAUGACACGAAGCCAGUUCUAACCCUAGAUUUUCACUUCCCUACUGGAACCCUAGCCACGGGAGGCGGCGACAAUGAUAUCAAGCUUUGGAUCAUAUCCCCAGGUGAAUCACAAAAGAAAUUCCCGCUUUCUUCCUAUCAAAAAAGCCUCUCUUACCAUAGUUCUACAGUGAAUGCCUUACGUUUCUCUCCAUCUGGAGAAUUCCUUGCAUCUGGUGCUGAUGGUGGAGAUCUAGUUAUAUGGAAGUUGCACUCAACAGAUGAUGGGUCGGCUUGGAAAGUUUUUAAGACAUUAUUAUUUCACCGCAAGGAUGUCCUUGAUCUUCAGUGGUCUCCUGAUGGUGGAUACCUUAUUUCUGGGUCUGUUGACAACUCUUGCAUAAUAUGGGAUAUCAGUAAAGGUUCUGUCCAUCAGAUUUUAGAUGCUCAUUUGCAUUAUGUUCAGGGUGUUUCUUGGGAUCCAUUAGGUUGCUACGUUGCUUCUCUUAGUUCAGAUAGAACAUGCCGGAUAUAUGUGAACAAGCCUCAAACUAAGCAAAAGGGCCAUGACAAAAUUAAUUAUGUGUCUCAAUAUUUAUUGACAAAGUUGGAGGUACAGAACACGGAUGAUUCUACGGCUCUGUUGGCAAAAACUCAUUUAUUUCAUGAUGAAACACUAAAUUCCUUUUUUAGAAGAUUAUCGUGGUCACCUGAUGGAUCAUUUUUACUAGUUCCUGCAGGUAUAUGCAAACUUUCACCUGCAUCUGAUCCAAUCAAUGCUGCAUAUAUUAUUUCCAGGAAGGAACUUUCAAGGCCCGCAAUGAGUCUUGUAGGUCCCAGUAAACCCAUUGUAGCUGUAAGAUUUUGCCCUAUUCUUUUCUGUCUUCAAGGAAACACAGCAACCGGUUUGUUCAAACUUCCUUACCGAGUUAUUUUUGCCGUGGCAACAAUCAAUUCUCUAUACAUUUAUGAUUCCGAGAGUAUUUCACCAAUAGUCAUAGUAGCUGGACUACACUAUGCUGCUAUCACGGAUAUUUCAUGGUCUCCAAAUGCUAAAUAUCUUGCACUAUCUUCUCAAGAUGGUUAUUGUUCUAUUCUAGAGUUUGAUGAUGAUGAACUUGGUGUGCCUUUCUCCCUUGAAGUAGACUCUAAGAGUGCUCCUCAAGGCAUGCCAAGUACCACAAACGUGAAGGCUGACGUUGAAGAUUGUAUGGAUAUUGAUCACUUAGGUGCUGAUCAUAUGGACAGGAAAGCUGAUGUGAAGGCCGAUGAAGAGAAGCCGGUACAACCAAACUUGGUUAAGGCAUCUGAUACAAAUAAGCUAACAAAGAAGCGCAUCACACCUACAGCCAUCAGCUAGGAGUCGUGUUAGUGUCAUGCCCAUUGGUAGAUGCGCUAAAGUGCUUACAAAUGCACCAAUAAUUAUUGAAGAAGAAAAAUCCUUGCUUUUGCAUUUGAAAGCUGGUUUUUGGGAAUGUUAUGCAGUGGCAGUCCAGAUUUAUAUGCUGAAGACUGGGGGAAACCAAGUGCUGAUGGAGAGGUUUUUAUUCGCAUCCUAAUAUUAAAACCAAACCUUCCUUGUCUUUGUUAAGAUACCUUUAUUGAGAUUGAGUGAUCUUCUUACUAUGGGUGGUGUGCUUCUUGCUUAGUCCCAUAAAGAUAAUGAUAGUAUUCCUUGUUGUAACGAAGAUCCAAACUUUGUGCAUUCUCAUGCAUGUUUGAUAGCUGCAAGCUGCUGUCCUGCAAUGAAGUCUAAUAAUAUUAUCAAUAUCUGUCAUUCCAAACUUACCAUUUGCAGUUGUUUUACCUGCUCCA
This is a messenger RNA of Dendrobium catenatum, 1964 nucleotides long. Its product is annotated as chromatin assembly factor 1 subunit FAS2. Lineage: Eukaryota; Viridiplantae; Streptophyta; Magnoliopsida; Asparagales; Orchidaceae. The record is from RefSeq and is a predicted model, not a curated record. The transcript is spliced from 13 exons. Gene Ontology annotation, molecular function: protein binding. Bases 142 to 1509 code for a protein of 455 amino acids. Gene Ontology annotation, cellular component: nucleus; CAF-1 complex. Gene Ontology annotation, biological process: nucleosome assembly; DNA replication-dependent chromatin assembly.